Molecule: messenger RNA, 1825 nt
Organism: Passer domesticus (house sparrow)
Lineage: Eukaryota; Metazoa; Chordata; Aves; Passeriformes; Passeridae
Exons: 14
Coding region: 814-1692 (292 amino acids)
Source: RefSeq, a predicted model, not a curated record
UUUUUCAGGAUUUAGGAUAGCACCUGCUUAUUUCUAAUUGUUAUAGUUUUGUUUCUUUGACAUUUUAGCUCUAAAGUUGUAAUUAGUCUGUACACUUCUCUUUCUUUCAGCUAUACUUGGCUUUUUUCCUUUAUUUUAAUUUGAUCCUUAUUAAAUAUCUAACGGCUUUUGUUAUAUCCUAUCUGAUUUAAUGUUACUUUUAGUGUUUCUUGGAACUUAAAUCUGGUUUGUAUCUUAUAUACUUAAUUUUUUUCCGAUUUUUCACGAAUCAUAUUAUUGUUCUAAUAUAUUCUUUACAGUGUUUCAUUAGCUUUUACUUCUAUUUCUUUUGUCUGUUAUAACAAAAGCACUAAAAUAUUUUAUUUUUUGAAAUAAAUUUGCAUAUCACACCUUAAAUAUUCAGUUCACUUAAAACAACCUCAUGAAUAAUACAGUUUAAAAUAAAAUAUUUUACUUCUCAUAACAAUGGGUUUUACAGCUUACAAGCUUAGGUAUUAACAUGCAUCAGUCUAUUUUACUUCAAGAAGUAGUGGUGACUUUUUAGUGAGGUUUGGCUGGUGUUUCUGUUGGUGGAUUUACAGGUCUUCUGUCCUGCCUUUCUUUGCAGCUGAACCUGCUGGUGAAGGUGGUGCAGCUUCCCAAGCCACGUCCAGGACUGAGGCUCUGGGAGAUGCUGAGGGUGUGUCUACAGGGAGGACUUCUCCAGCUCCGUUGCUGAUUCCUACACAGAAGCCUGGCAACCAUCGCAGAGGUCCUCCAAGGGGGAAGGACCAAGCUACAGGACACCAGAAACCCCAUGAUCCAUCCGAAAACAUGAGGCAAAUGCUGAAGGAAAUGCAGCAGGCAGGAGAAGAAGUGGAUGCAGAGGCUGGGCAUAAGGCGGCAUUUCCCAGAGGAAGCAGUGAUUCCAUGCCAGCCUCUGCUGCAGGAAGAGAGGCGAUGCCAGGCACAGGCACAGGAGAUGAGGGUGCUGGGAAGGCUUCUCCAUCAGCUUGGAUGAAUAAAGUUUUGAAGCCCUUGGAGCCUCCUGCAGAUGUAUCUACAGGGAGGACUUCUCCAGCUUCUCCAGCUGCUACCUUGGAUGCUGCACUCAAGCCCAGCUCCCAUCUCAGGGGUACUCCAACAGGGAAAAUCCAAGAUACAACAGAUAAGAUAUCCCUGGAACCAUCCAAACAGAUGAGGCAAGAGCUGAAGGAACCCCUGCAGACAAGAGAAGAGAUGGACAUAGUGCUUCAGUGGAAGGUGGUAUUUCUUGAAGGAAGCACUCCAUCUUCGGUGCCAGCCCCUGCUGCAGGAAGGAAGGCGAUGGCAGACACGGGCACAGGCACAGCAGACUGGGAUGCUGGGAAGGAUUCUCCAUUAGCCUGGCGCUCUGAAGUUGUGAAGCCCUCUGAGCAUUCUGCAGGCGUGUCUGCAGGGACGACCUCACCAACUCCUACCUUGGAUGCUGCACAAAAGGCCAGCUCCCAUGGCAGGGGUCCUCUGACAGGAGAGACCAAAGACAUGGCAGGCAGGAAAUUCCAGGACCCAUUAGAAAUCAUGUGGCAAAUGCUGAAGGAAUGUCUGCAGAGAAGACAAGAAAUGAAAGGAGAGCCUGCGGAGAAAGAAGCAUUUCCCAGAGGAAGCAGUGGUUGCAUGGCCAGCCUCUGCUACAGGAAGGGAGGCCAUGCCAGGCACAGGCACAGGAGAUGAGGGUGCUGGGAAGGCUUCUCCAUCAGCUUGGAUGAAUAAAGUUUUGAAGCCCUUGGAGCCUCCUGCAGAUGUGUCUACAGGGAAGACUUCUCCAGCUUCUCCAGCUGCUACCUUGGAUGCUGCACUCAAGCCC